AUGUCAGAAGCCAAGACAGACAGAGCAAAAGUCAAACCAGCAGAAAGUUUUGAAAAUGAUAAGCAAAAUAUUUCUUGGCUGAAGAAAGAACUGGACAAGCCCAUCCUCCAGCCCCAUGGAGACUCAGGUAAGAUCCCCACAUCCUCAGCUCCUUCUCCUCAAGACAGCUGCACCAGCUCCUUGCCUCUCCCAGUUCUCCAUGAGGUGAUGCUGAGCAGUGAGGACCACCCAGAAAACCAGCUUACAAAUGAAAAACAUACAGAUGAAAAGACCGUGAAAGGUAUUGUUAUGAGUUCUGUCGCAGAAUUUAGCAUGGCAGACACUUCAUCAAAAGAAACCAAAAAUGAGAAGAAAUUGUCAGAAGCAAGCAGAUCAUCCAUUGCUUCCCUGGAGAAAUGCAGAGAAUUCACCUACAUUGAAGAUGAUGCAUCAGUUCAUCAGAGAGACAGUGAUGAUGAAUGUGCAACACUUAUCCUGGCCUGCUUGUUCUGCCAGUUUUGGGACUUUCUUAUAAUGCUGCCUGAUACCUGUGAACACUGGCUGAUAGAUACCUGUUGUCCAUCCAAUAGAUACUACCAGACCUCCGAUGAAGACCACUCCAACAAUGACUGCAACUGUGACUGUGACAUUGAUUGCAGCCUCUUUGAGUCCUGCCAUGAGACUGGUGAAUGCCUGGAACUUGCCAUGGAGAUUUCUGAAGUCUGUUAUCGUUAAUAGGAAAACAAUGGACAAAAACCCUGAAAACAAGGGAUUGGACAGAGUACAAGGAGACUUUUUUUUGGGAAAAAAAAAGAAAAAGAUAACAGGAAUGUUUUCCAGCCGGACUAUGCCAUCAUGCUGCUUUCACCCUGGAGGUCUGUAUAUUUGUAACAUACUGGUUCUAUGAUAAUAAAGGGCAAAAAAAAGGUUUCCUCCUUUGCCAUAGAAAACAACAGAAUUCCUAAGUGCCAAGUGUGCUCAACGUGUUACCCGCUGCCAGUGCAAUGCUUUUAUAAAACCCUAAUUGCUUUAAACAUGGAUUUCCCCCGUUCACAAACACAGAAUGAAUUAGGACAUUCUUUUAAGACUGAUAUAUAUUAGUUCAUCUCCCUAAUGGAUUCAUACAUAAACAUGUAUUACACAUUGUUGGUUAUUAUUAAUAAUGUAUGAUACAGCAUCAUUUUAUAAUUAAAAAUUUAUUUAUUCAAUCUCUUAAAACACACUUAUAUGUUCAGUUUAGGUAGAAAAGAAAAUUAAAUGAAUUAGAAACCAUGCUAGCUGUAAUUACAGCAAAUGCCUCUAAAAAUCUCCAGUGAGUUUUGUGGAGGAAGCACUUUAACAGGGUAGUGCAACUCGACAGUGUAUUAAUGUGCGUGCCUAUGGUUAUGUAAUAACAGGUUAUGCCUAUUGUUCAUUAGUUGUAGAAAAGGACUCCUUAAGUGUCAUU
Molecule: messenger RNA, 1426 nt
Organism: Tympanuchus pallidicinctus (lesser prairie-chicken)
Lineage: Eukaryota; Metazoa; Chordata; Aves; Galliformes; Phasianidae
Gene: MDFIC2
Product: MyoD family inhibitor domain containing 2
Exons: 5
Coding region: 1-714 (237 amino acids)
Source: RefSeq, a predicted model, not a curated record